AUGAGGAGUUAAGAGUUUAUUCCAGAAUAAAAGAAUCGUGCUUCCAAAUAGCUUAAUUUGUACUUUAAUCCAAAUUACCCAUGUGUAUAUCAUAUUAUUUAUUUAGGGUUUUGAAUUAUGUGAAAAAUUAAAAUCAUCUGAAGCAAAUAUAUUUUAUAGGCCCAUUAAUAAAGAUGAUGGAUUAAUUUAUAAAAAUAUAAGCAAAUAAGGAUAGAAUUACUUAUAAUAGCAUAUUUAUCUUUAUAAUAUCGUAAUUACUAAACUCAAAGAAGACUAGAAUUUAACUUAAAAUGAUAUAUCUUGUUUAUAAAAUAACUAAUAAGAUUAAUAAACUAAUUAUACUCAAUUUGAAGAGUAAAUCAUAAAUAAACCAAUAAUAUCUAGUUCACUUUAUUAAAUUUCUGAAUAUCCAUCAGAAACUGAAAUUAUUUUAAGAUAAUAAAUUGAUAAAUAGAUAUUUGAAUUUGAAAAAGUUAAUGAUAAUAGUGUCACAUUUUGUUUAAUUUAUGAAGAUCAAGAUUUUAAUGAAAUUGAUAAUCAAAUCUCAAUAUUCAAAAAUAUUUUUAAUAAUCAAGAUAGAUAAACAAAUCAAGAUAGAUAAACAAAUAUUGUUAUUAUUGUUAAUGGUAAAGAAAAGAUGAAUAAGCUUAAUAUAAGAAAUCAUUUUUAAUUCAUGGAAGAUGUAAAUGAAAAUAAAUGUAUUUAAUUGUAACUAUUAAUUAGGCAAUAUUUGUUAUUCAUUUGAAUAUUAAGACUGCAUAUUUUUAAUAAUCUAUGAGGAAUAAAGCUAACUUAAACUAUUAAGUUGGAUUUAUUUAGGAGUAUUUAAACAUUUUUAAUCUGAAUAUUUUUAUGUUGGAUUAUUAAGCAUUGUUGUAGAUUCAAUUAAAUUUUAAUCUAUGGAUAAUACUUUAAGAUCAUCAGAAUAAUUUUGUGGAGCUACAGGAUAUAUUGAUUUAACUUAUAAAAAUAAUAUUUUCGAAUAUUGCAAUCUUAAUAACUCUUUUGUUGGAUACAUGAAUUUUAUGAAUUAUUAAUUCUAAAUAGAUUCUUUAGCAUCACUUAAAAGAUUUCACAAUCCUUUUUUCUCUUACUAUAAAUGGAAUUAAUGUCAUUAACAUCUUGGUCAGUAUAUGUAAAAUUUAGAAAAAGAGAACUCAUAAGGAAAUCUUAAUUUAUAAUUAAAUUCAAUAAUGCCUUCACUUAUGCACCAAAAUGAAAAAUUGCUAUUUCUUUCUUUAAGUAGCCCCUUAGGCUAUAAAUAAAUAUAAACAACCAAUAAUAUAUAAUAAUUCUUAGAAUUAUCAAACAAAUUAAAUUGCUUCAUUUAAUGUAAUAAUUAAGCAAUAAGUGUAAAAGGUCUUAUAUAUAAAAUAAUAGUAAUUUUAAGAGACUUUGAAAAUAAAAUUAAAUUAGCUCAAGUUCUAUUUUUAUAUACAUUUUCUCCUUAUCAACUAUUUUACUAAAAUACAUCUAAUGAAUACUUAUAAAUUUUAUUAGCUAUAGUUUGGCCAUUAUUACUAUUUAUCCUAAUAUUAUUUUUUGUAUUGCUAGCAUAAUAAUAUGCUAUUGGAGUAACUAUAGUGAAAAAAAAAAAAGGUGAAAUUUAUUUGAAGUUAAGUAAUUUGAAAAAUCUAAUGAUUCAAUGUAAAUCAAGCAUUUUAAAAAUCAAUAAUGUUUUAUAAAAUUACGAUGAUUAAUAACCUAUAGUCUUUCCAUAAAAAAAAAAAGUAUAUAAAAUUCAUCAUUUAUAUAAAAAAUUAAAAGAAAAAAUUUAGGGAGAAAUACAAUAAAACUAACACCAUCAAUAAUUAGAUACUGAAUUAGUAUUAAGUUAAUAAGAAUAAAUUUAAAACAUUUAAAGUGAUGAUUUAGAAGAAGAAUCUGAUGAUCAAAACGAAAAAAUAUUUGUAUUUUCUACUUAAAUUAUUUCCGAAAAAAAAGCUGAUUUAAUUUAUGAAAAACUAUUUAAAAUUACUUAAGUAGUUGAAAUCUUUUGUUCAAUAACAAUUGUUAUCAAUCUAAUUUUCACAUAUGGAAGAAACUUAAUAUCAAAAAAUGAAAAUUAAUAGUAAUAUGUUACAAUUAUAGCAACUUUUAUUUUUGUAUGUGCAUUUAUAUUAAGAAAUCUUUCUACUCAACUCAUGUAUAUAUAAUUAUGAUAAAUAAUAGGAAAUCUAUGAUUAUGACAUUUUAAAUUUUUUUCAAUUUGUUAAUUACGAUUGUAUAUUCUUAAAUGUAUCCUUUAUUGAGAAUUCAAAUAAAACCUAAAGAAUAUAGAAGAUAAAUAAAAUAAUUAUCUCAAUAUUUAUGCUUAAAUAUUUUGUUUUUAUUAAUGUAAAUAAUAUUAUUUAAAUCAAGUUUUUAUAUUGUUGAAACAUAGAUAAAUUUUGAAGGAUAUAUUUAUUCCAUAAUAAUAUUUUAUAAUUUGGCCAUUUAUUUUAUUGAUUCAUUAGUUAUAAUUACUGCAAAACUGAAGGAAUUAUUUAUUAGAAAUGGCAAUAAUAAUAAUAAAAAUAAUAAUUAAGAUAUUUAAUAAAUAAAUAAUCAUGUUAUGUUUUGUCAAAAUUAUCAGGAAAUAAUUUGUAAAUAUUUCAAUGAUUUAAGUUCGAAAUAAAAAGAAAUCUUAGCUCGUAAAAAUGAUAAAAGAGUAAUUAUAUUAUUUAUUUUAAUAAAGAUUAAUAAAUCUGAAAAAUCAUUAAGUAAUGAGAACAAUGAAUAAACUGCAUAAGAUUUAAUUGAACCUAGUGAAUUAAGUUUCUAAAUAGAUAAUGAAAUACAAUUAAACUUUGAAUCUUUUAGCGAAUAAUUAUAAAUUGGAUAAAAAUGA
Molecule: messenger RNA, 2830 nt
Organism: Paramecium sonneborni
Lineage: Eukaryota; Ciliophora; Oligohymenophorea; Peniculida; Parameciidae
Source: the annotation of a GenBank genome assembly